This is a messenger RNA of Bicyclus anynana (squinting bush brown), 5800 nucleotides long. RefSeq names its product tiggy-winkle hedgehog protein (gene hh). The coding region runs from base 228 to 1376 and encodes 382 amino acids. The record is from RefSeq and is a predicted model, not a curated record. Gene Ontology annotation, molecular function: patched binding; calcium ion binding. Lineage: Eukaryota; Metazoa; Arthropoda; Insecta; Lepidoptera; Nymphalidae. Gene Ontology annotation, biological process: multicellular organism development; intein-mediated protein splicing; cell fate specification. The transcript is spliced from 4 exons.
CAUUGUAUCAAUGUACACAAAAGGUCUGCGAUGAAUACAGCAAUGAAACCGGCGCGAGUGGUGUCCCCGGGAUGAUGGCGCUCGGCCGACGGCGGCGGCGACGGCCGACAAGGGAUGCAGCUCGGUGGUGGACGCUGCUCUCUCGGCACCCAGCGCGGUCUCAGUGUCGCUCAAGUCGCGGCGCGCGGUGGUCGUGCGGCGAGCGCGCGUGAAGUGAUGUCCGAGAGAUGAGGCUGCCGCUGGUGCUACUGUGGCUGGGAGCGGCGGCGGCUUGCGGCCCGGGCCGCGGCUUCACCCACCGCCACGGACCGCGCCGCAUGACCCCUCUCGUCUUCAACCAGCACGAGCCCAACAUCAGUGAGAAUUCCAAAUCCGCCAGUGGCCCUCCCGAGGGCCGCAUCACGAGGGAAGACGAAAAGUUCAAAGACUUAGUGCCCAAUUAUAACCCGGACAUAGAGUUUAAGGAUGACGAGGGCACCGGAGCCGACCGCCUCAUGACACAGCGGUGCAAAGAGAAGUUGAACACGCUCGCCAUCAGUGUGAUGAACCAGUGGCCGGGGGUUCGACUCCGGGUCAUCGAGGGCUGGGACGAGGAGAACUCGGCUCACCUGGAAAACUCACUGCACUACGAGGGCCGGGCAGUGGACAUCACCACCAGCGACCGGGAUCGCAGCAAGUACGGCAUGCUGGCACGCCUUGCUGUGGAAGCCGACUUCGACUGGGUGUUCUAUGAGAGCCGGUCCUACAUACAUUGUUCUGUCAAGACAGAAUCAUCAGUGGGCACUGGAGCUGGUUGUUUUCCUUCUGGGUCUGUUGUACACACGGAAGAAGGUCCUCGGGACAUCGCUACUCUCAAGAAAGGCGAUCGAGUUCUGGGUGCAGAUGACGAUGGCAAGAUGGUCUAUUCAGAGGUUUUAACAUUUAUUGAUCGAGAACCAAACGCGACGCGACAGUUCGUCGAAGUGACAGCAGAGAACGGCGUGAGUAUAACAACCACGCCGUCACAUUUGCUGCUGCUAGCUGCCGCAGACGGAUGGCGGGAGUCCUUCGCCACCAACAUAGAAGCCGGUGACGUCCUCCUGACGAGAGGGCAGGGCAGCGUCAUGCGACCGUCGAGAGUUGUCAAAACUCGACUGGUAUCGAAGAGAGGGGUUUAUGCACCCCUCACAAGGACAGGGACUAUCAUUGUAGACGAUGCAUUGGCGUCUUGCUACGCUCUCGUGCGAAGCCAUGCUCUAGCGCACGCUGCAAUGGCUCCACUGCGCUGGAUGGCCGGCUGGACUUCCAACGAAGUCUCCCGCGGAGUCCAUUGGUACGCUAAUGCCCUCUACAACGUUGGCGACUAUGUCUUACCCGCCUCGUACAAGUAUCGCUGAAGUUCUAGUGUUGUGCUGCAAUGACUGAUCUAACAAGUGAUCAAAGACAAAUGCCGCGCGCAGGUCGCGCUCAUCGUGGACAUUGUAAAUAAACCUCUGUAAAUAGAAAAAAACGUUUGGAAAAUUGUAAAUACAAUCUUGUGUAUCAAAUAGUUUUAUAUAUGAAAACGAAUUAGUUUAAUUUGUCAUCGUCUGAACCGUGUCUAUUUAUUAAGUAGUUUUUAAAGACGACUUUGCAAAUUUUGCAUAUAUAACUAAUUAAGUUAACAUACAAAAUAUUUGUAAAUUGUGUCGGUAUUGUUAUUCUGCACAAUGCAGAAAUACUUAUCUGUAUGCGCUUAUGUUCUUUAAGUAGUUGUGUAGAUACUUUAAGCACUUUAUUAGCUAAUCUAAAUUAUCUAUUUGCCUAUUAGUGAAGUAUUAUUAGGUCUAUUGCAACGCAAAGCAGUAUUUGGUUUGUUCUCCAUGAUUGUAAACUUGACAUUCCAUGGCUCUAAUCCUUAUUACGUACCUAACACUUUACAAAAAAAUUGAUGUAAUGAAUUUGUGAUCUUGGUACCUAAAAAUGUGCCUUAAGAUUUUAUUUAUUGUUAACUAGGCUAGUUCUCUAUUUAAAAAUUGACGGAAACAAUCAUAACAUAGAUCUAUUCUUCUAACUUAUUUCGAUGCAUUUUUAACUUUAAGUUUAUAAGCUUUAUUAUUUAUUUGUUCUUUAUUGUCAUGCAUUGCUUGCUAUUUAUUUACUAUCAUUUAGUUAAGUAUCUGUACCUACCGACUGUAUGAUACGCCGUUUAAUUGUGAAAGUUUUGUUUUAAAAUUUGCUAAUUUUAAUUCAUGGACAGCCUUUAUAGUACCUUUAUUAUAUGAGCACAGAAUAGAGAAUGAUACAAAAUGAGUCUUUACAAGCUGCGCAAUAACUACCUAUAAAAAAUACUUCAUCUUUUUUUUUUAGUUUUUGUGAACAGUUUAUAAAAUAUUUAAAAACAUAAGACGCCAUUUUUCUUAAAUAAUAUUGAAAAUUACUGAUGUGACGUACUGACUCGAGAAUGUAUUCGUUUUGAAUUUGUAUUUGGAAUGGCUGCAUCACUGCCGUGUUCCAUGCGCUCUAUCUGCCUAUUAUUCUUUAAUCUGUGCAUAUUAGAUAAACAAGUUACAGUUGUAACUAGCUAAUUACCUACUUGAUAUAUUGACCAAUUCUAACAGUAGCUAAUAGCUCUUUUGUAAGUAUCCCAUCAGCCGUUAAUCGGGAAUCCCUAAAAGCUUUUUUAUGGGCAAAAGUUAUUUUCGGCAAUAUUACUUUUUUGUGAUUUUCCUGGAAAAGUGAAUAACACCGCCAUACGUCAUACGAAGGAAAAGCAGAUUUUACCCUCUGCUGAAUAUUUUUAGCAGGAAACAGAUUCUCUUGAAUACUUAUUAUUUAUUAAUCGAGACAGUAGGUAAUAAAGAAAUAUCACAAGAUGCUAUGAUGGUCAAUGCUAUUUCGCAAACUGAGUAUAAAUUGGCACAUAAGUGUCGCCGCACACGGGCCACACGCGACAGCCACAAAUGCCGCUACAAGAAGCAAGAAGGGGCCACAAAAGUAGCUGAAGCGUGCGACAGCCACUUGUGGCCGUUGGUCGACACUUGUGGUCGAUGACUGCUACUUUUUUACCCAUACAUACAGUAAACGAGUAACGAGUACAGUCGCGAGUGGCGUGUGGCGGCGUUUUUUUAUCACCGUUUAGUGGCCAGUGCGGGCCACAAGAAGCGAGCAGCUACGAUUGUAGCGUGUGGCGGCCACCGGCGUCAACCGUGUGCGGCGAGUCAAUAUAAAAUGUAUGAAAACUACAGGAAAUGUACCGGUAGCGGCGUUUUGUGUUUGUGGCCAGUGGCCCCUGUGAGGGAGCCCUAAUGCGAAAAUACGUCAAAAUUGUGGUUCCAAUAUAAUCGUAACAAAGUAUGGAGUUGGAAUUUAAAAUAAUUUGACAUUGAGCUAGGAGGUAUUGUUAAUUGGGAUUUUUUCAGAGAGGUGGCAAGACGGUACUUAAAUACUUAACUUACUAACUUAACUUUGAAAUGAGUAAUAUGAAAUUGUAAUAUUAAUAAUUUACAUUAGGCACUAUUGUAAAUUUUUCGAAAAAUAAUUAAUUUGAAAUAUGCAAAUUAAUAUCUUAUCUCUCUUUAUUUAAAACUCCAGUGGAUCGUACAAAAGAUCUUGGACUGAUGUUUAGGUUCCUAUAACUUGAUAAUAGUCGAAUGAUUUCUAAGCGGUAUCAAAUAAUAAUGUAAUCAGUAUUUAUAUAUCUGCUUAGACGUUCAUAGAUUUUUUAAGGCAAUUAGAAAAUUAGGGCGGUUCAUUAUGAUAAACUGUUUUAUAUUAAUUUGUAACAUUUAGUUACAAUUACUAUUUGUAACUUCAAAUACUUUCAACAUGAAUUUUUAGUAAAGUAAAUGUGCCAUAUUUCGGCAUUUUCUAUUUUGGGGAUGAUUUUUUGAAAAUAUAGCAUGGUACUAGUAUCAAAAACUGUUAUAAUCUGUAGAAUGCUUUUCUAUGAACAAUUGAGAACACAUAUUAUCUUUGCGACACUAGUAGGUAUAGACUUAAUUUAUAGAAACGUUAUCUAGGGGAUAAGGCAACUGAUGCCCUCUUUAUCUCGCCAUGACUUAGUAAAAUAUUAUUUGUAUAAAAAAAGGUAUUUUAACAAUAGUAUAUUUAUGCAUAAAAUACCUAUUCACGUGAUUUAUGGGAACUAUUUUAUUAUUUGGCGACAAUAUUCAAAAUACUAGUAUUCGUACUAAGUAUCCCGAAAUAUUGUACAUUUACCGUACUGUUUGGAAUCUAUAUUAUGUCUCCACUGUGUUUGUAAAGCCACCUAUAUGCGCUGAGCCCUAUAUAAUGUAUGGUCUCUAAAUAAGAACUGUUCGAAACAAUUAGAUGGAUGAAAUAAGGGCCUGUGAUAGCAAUACCCUCAUCAUUUUAGAAAAGCUAAAAUUUUUACAGAUUAUGCUCCUACCACUGCUAAGUACGGUUAGAAACCAUGGAAUAUACAUUAAUGGUUUGGAAGCUGAAGUAUUUUUAAGAGUCCAGAUUGUUAAUUGUCCAUUUCAUGUAAAAAAAGUGAUGUUUUUUUCGGAAUAUCAUAAGAGAUUACGUCAAUUCUUCAGACACUUAGCUUCAUUGGCUCCCUUUGCUAAAGACUCUUCAAUUUUUAACCAAUUUCCGAAAGAUUACCUCGAAGCGAAUGGCAACUCAACAUAUGCCGAAAAAAAUAUAAAAAAAAAUCCGUUUGUAUUUGGACGUUGGGGGUGGACCCUGGUUGAUAUCUUUCAAAACUACCAUGAUUCAAAGUCCCUGAAUUUCGUACUUUUUCUGGGUUAUGCAACACUUCCUAGCGCAUUGUACUUGUGCUCUUUAUAUUGAAUCAUUUUGUUGAGGCACCAGGGCAAUGUAAUUUAAAUCAUAUGUUAGUUUAGUUAUACUACAGCCCUACUCGAUUUGUACCUACUGUAUACUAACAAACAAAUUAAAAAUGAGUAUGUAAAUCACUAAGUCAUUUCACACCUAUUAAUUAACUUAUUCUUUAAUUAAUGUAAAUAAAUUCGAUUAAUAGACUUAGAACAAUUAGAUACAGAUAAUAUAUUUUAAAUAACAUUUUAAAAUCAAACAACACAUAAUUUAAAAUAAAUAAGUUAUGAAACGACAUGCGUUUUCUACCUUCAUUUCUAAUUUCUUUGUUGGUAAAUAGUACACAUCGAGUAGGGCUGUAUUCAAUAUGUGGCAUAUAAUUAUAACAUGUUUUCUUUCUUUAUUUACUUAUUUAUGUAGGUAGGAGCAUGGGGAAUAAAAUUUUAGCUUCUCUAAAAUCAUGUAGAUUUAGCAACCACAGGCUAUCGAUAUAAUAUUGUACUUUCUGCUUUCGACAUAUUAUUAUUACAUAGCUAAUAUAAAAUAUAGUAUAAUAUUAGUAAUCAUAUAACAUUUUUUGAAGCUUUAACUUUAUAUUUAACCUAAUUUACUUACAUGUGUACCCCAAAUGCCAUAUUGCACGAUGCAAACACAACGCAGUUUUAUACUAGUAUGCGCUAUUUUGAAAUGUAUCUUAUUAGAAACACUUAAUAGUAAGUGAAACACUUGUAAGCUAUAGAAUGCUAAUAUAAGUAAUUAUUUAAGUAUUCUUUCUAAAUGAUGUACAUACACAUUGUACGUAGAACUAUUUACUGUUAAAGUCUGUCGAAUACACACUCUGUAAACAAAAUAUAGUAAAGCGCUUUAAAUUGAACAUUUAUGUAAUGGUUGUACAUUAGUAUGUAUGUACUUCUGCUAAACAGAAUUGACAGACUAUCGUGUAAAUUAGAAUUAACUGUUCUGUGUAAUUAUUGCGCUUUCAUAUUAUUUAUUUAUUGAUGUUAUUUUUGUAUUGAUAUAAAAGUCUUAAAUAUCCAAA